Rhagoletis zephyria (snowberry fruit fly) is the source of this 570-nucleotide messenger RNA. RefSeq lists its product as uncharacterized. Lineage: Eukaryota; Metazoa; Arthropoda; Insecta; Diptera; Tephritidae. The record is from RefSeq and is a predicted model, not a curated record.
AUGGAACGUCAGCUACGACGGAAUAUUAAACCUCGAGAUGCCAGAUUACACAUAUUUAAACUUGCAGCAGAGAAAACCGAGGUAAUACUCCUAACCAAGAAGCGUAUUCCCUUAGAAGUGAGCAUGAAACUGACCGGCAUUACAUUAAAGACGCAAAGAGUAAUAAAGUACUUAGGCGUAAGGCUAGACCCCAGGCUAACGUAUUGGGCACAAAUGCAGCAUGCAGCCGCAAAAGCAGCAAAGGUAACGGCUUACCUAAGCAGAUUAAUGGCCAAUAUUGGUGGACUGACCCAAAGUAAAAGAAAACUUCUAAUGUCCACAACCUUGAAUAUUUUGCUAUACGGAGCGGAGAUCUGGGCUGACACCCUACAGAAAAAAAACCGUUGCAAGACACUUUCUAGAGCUCAUCGCACAGCAGCUUUAAGAGUAGCCUCUGCGUACCGUACAGUGCCCGGCGAGGCAAUACUAGUUAUAAGCGGAACGGUUCCCGUUGACCUGCUAGCAGCCGAACGCAAGAAAAUGUGGGAGUUUAAGGCGCAAACGAAUCCAAGUGCCAACGAAAGGGAAAGA